Molecule: messenger RNA, 1656 nt
Organism: Condylura cristata (star-nosed mole)
Lineage: Eukaryota; Metazoa; Chordata; Mammalia; Eulipotyphla; Talpidae
Gene: TRIM31
Product: tripartite motif containing 31
Exons: 8
Coding region: 1-1656 (551 amino acids)
Molecular function (GO): zinc ion binding; protein binding
Source: RefSeq, a predicted model, not a curated record
AUGGCAAAUCAACUCUUAACCAGCAUACUGAAGGAGGAAGUGACCUGUCCCGUCUGCAUAGAUAUCCUGCAGGACCCCGUCACUCUGGACUGUGGGCACAAUCUCUGCCUCAGAUGCAUCUCCCGCAUUGCAGAAGAAACAAGCAAACUUUGCAAAUGUCCCCUCUGUGGCAAAUCUGUGAGGAAGAACAACUUCAGGCCCAACUGGCUGUUGGUAAAUCUGGUGGAGAAAAUCCAAGCGAUGGAUCUCCCUGAGAUCCAGCCAGAAAGGGAAGAAGAGCGAUGUCAGAAUCACGGGGAGAAAUUCCAUUACUUCUGUGAUUUUGAUGGGAAGUUCCUUUGUACUGUGUGUCGGGAUGCCAAGGAGCACAAAUCCCACAAUGUGUUUUUAAUAGAAGAGGUUGCCCAGAGCUAUCAGGAGAAACUGCAACUGCAGGUCGAGGUCUUGAAGCAAAAAGAGAAGGCGAUAGAACAAGCAAAGGCACAAGGUGAACGGAAGAUCAACAUAUUCAUGGCCCAGGUGGAAUUUGAGAAGCAAAAGAUCACCAAAGAAUUCACACAUUUGUAUCAGGUCCUAAAGGAAGAGGAGAAUUUUCUCCUGUCAAGGAUAAACUGGCUGGCUCAGGAGGGAGCAAACGGGCAGAAUUUCUACGUCAGUUCUGCCCAGACUCAGCUGACCUCGCUCGGGAAGUUGAUUGAUUCCCUGAAGGCCAGGCAGAACUUGCCACCCAAACGGCUGCUCCAGAACAUCAAGGCUCUCCUGUGCAGGAGUGAAGGAUUUCACUUUCUCAGUCCGACCCCUGUACCUCUGCACCUGGAGAAAAAACUCAGUGAUGCGAAAUCAAGACAUGAUGUACUCACAGAUUACCUGAAGAAGUUCAAAGACAAUCUCCAGGUUGAAGGGAAGAAAGAUAAAAGCAAAUUUUUCAAAGGCCUGAAUAACAAAGAAGUAAUGGAUUGCAGCGAAACAACUAGCGCACCAGAACGGUUGCCCCAGCCCUCAGCUCCAGUCAGCACCCCGCCGCUCCAGCGGCCACCGAUCCCUCCCCGGAUCAGAGUUCCCACCCUAACCCCAACCAACGUCGAGACGCCCGACACGUGCAACACUGCGGAGCUCAAGGAGGCGCUGUUCCCGGUAACCUUUGACAAAGCCACAGCCCACCCAGACCUCAUCAUUUCACCGGAUCUGAAGACAGUGACGCUGGAUUUCAUUCAUCAGGAGACCGCUAAUGAGCCCACGGACCCUGCGUGCUUCUAUCCAUUCCGCUGCUUGCUGGGCUACCCCGGGCUCUCCACCGGCCGCCGGACCUGGGAGGCGGAGCUGCAGGGGCCGGGAGGCGGGGCCUGCAUGGUGGGCGUGGCCCUCGAGCAUGCAGCCCGGAGGGGCUUCCUGGUGGUGGAGCCCUUGACCGGCUUUUGGGUGCUCCGAAUAACAGGCUCCGAGUGCCAGGCGAUCACCGGGGCUGACACCCGGGAGGACCUCCCUCUCCGUCCGAGGAAAGUGGGCAUCAGCGUAGAUUAUGAGUGCGGGGAGGUCGUCUUCUACGACGGCAUUACGAACAAACACAUCUACACCUUCCACACCUCCUUCCCGGGACACGUCUUCCCCUUCUGCCGGCUUCUAUUUGCUGGCACCCGGGUCACCUUGAAUCCCUAA